This is a messenger RNA of Paramacrobiotus metropolitanus, 2823 nucleotides long. RefSeq names its product endoprotease bli-like. The record is from RefSeq and is a predicted model, not a curated record. Gene Ontology annotation, biological process: protein processing. The transcript is spliced from 11 exons. Gene Ontology annotation, cellular component: trans-Golgi network; Golgi membrane. Bases 604 to 2598 code for a protein of 664 amino acids. Gene Ontology annotation, molecular function: serine-type endopeptidase activity. Lineage: Eukaryota; Metazoa; Tardigrada; Eutardigrada; Parachela; Macrobiotidae.
UACAGUGUCACCGCCUUCUUGCGCAGUCGUGUCCGUAAAAGUCAACAAAAUCGAAUCGCUUCACACUGGCGGCUGACCAUUUGUGAGCAGUUUUAAAAAGCCACACGCGUAUUGAAUACUAACCAUCGGAGGGAAAGCUGAAUUCGCGCUCACUUUUUUUCUAAACACCUUUCUCAAAAUUAUUUUCCGGGUUUCUUAACCAUGUAAAACGGGAUAUCGAUCGCUUUUUUGAUAGUACUUAAUUCGGCAACUGGUGAGAUUUGGACCUUUAAAUCCGCCCUCCUAUUACGUGCAUGAAAUCAUUCUCGGUACUCAGUAGUGUGUGCGCGCGGUGCUGCUAACCACAGUCUAAGACUUGCUCAGCGGCCAGAUCGACGUAAAUUUUGUUUCGCCUUAGUGGAUACGACCAAAAUCGAUUAUUGCCAUAUAGACCACCUGAGUGAACUCCUAUUAAUAUACUCCAGAUUUUUACUGAUUGUUAUUGCGGUCGGAGUGGGAAGAGGGUAGAAGAUCAUCAUCGUUAAAAGAGCUAUUAUAUUCCGUCUGGAGUACUUACAUUGCAAAAUCAAACUUGAUGUAUACAUUCUGCUCGGCGGUUAUACUAUGUUUCUUGCGGUUGUUGCCAAGGUGUAUUACCUUGUGGCAGCAAUUAUCACAUUAACAAAUUGUGUGUUCUCGCAAUAUCCGCCAAAUUAUAAUCAUCAAAUUGUUGUGCGCGUAGAAGGCGGUUCGGAUACUGCGAGGAAUUUGGCAGCCACACAUGCGCUAAACUACGUCGGACAGGUGGGGUCACUUGAGGAUUACUACCUGCUAGAAUUUCCGAACCGUAUUCACAAAAGAUCUACCGAUAAUGCCUUUGCAAAACUGGAACGAGAAUCACAAGUACAGUGGAGCGCUCGGCAAGAAGUCAAAAAACGAGUCAAACGAGACCUACAAUCAGAGGAGCAUCCAUCAGAAAAUCUCCAGAUGGGUCAGUGGCAGGAUCCGUUUUAUACUCAACAGUGGUAUUUGCGCAAAGGGGGGCGAGCAGGAUUUGAUAUGAAUGUCGAGAAAGCAUGGAAGCGCGGACUGUCUGGGAAAGGAAUCUCUAUCAGCAUAUUAGAUGAUGGACUGCAAUGGCGUCAUCCAGAUCUCAGACCGAAUUACGACCAGCUGGCCAGUUUGGACAUUAACGGGCGCAGUUUCGACCCCACACCGACGGAUGAUGGCAACAACAAGCAUGGUACAAGGUGUGCCGGCGAAAUUGCAGCAGUAGCCGGAAACAAUAUUUGCGGAGUUGGCGUGGCAUUCAACGCCAGUAUUGGAGGUGUCAGAAUGCUUGACGGCGAGGUAACCGAUCAUGUCGAAGCAACCGCCCUCAGCGUGAACCCGCAGCAUGUACACACUUACAGCGCUAGUUGGGGACCCGAUGACGAUGGCCAGACCGUUGAUGGUCCUGGACCGCUGGCAAGACAAGCGUUUGAGAAUGGCAUAAAAUACGGUCGGCAAGGUUAUGGCUCCAUUUACGUCUGGGCUUCGGGAAACGGCGGGAAAAACGAUGACAGCUGCAGUUGCGACGGUUACGCUAACAGCCUGUAUACCAUCAGUGUCAGCAGUGCAGCACAAGAUGGUUCCAAACCAUGGUAUUUAGAAGAGUGCCCGUCGACCCUGACCACGACGUACAGCAGCGGAAAUUCCUGGCAGCCGGCCGUCGUGACCACCGAUCUGGACACACCGGGCAACCAGCGGCGUGCGUGCACCAACCAGCAUACCGGCACGUCGGCUUCCGCGCCGCUAGCGGCGGGGAUCAUUGCGCUGGCCUUAGAAGCCAAUCCCAAAUUAACAUGGCGCGAUAUGCAGCACUUAAUGGUGCGCUCGUCCAAUCCCAAGCCGUUACUGGAUGACUGGAUCGUUAACGGAGCUAAUAGACAAGUGAGCAAUAAAUUCGGUUAUGGUCUACUGGACGCCGACAAGCUUGUUGAGCUCGCCGCUUCAUGGACGACUUCCGCUCCUCAGCAUGUGUGUCGGACGCAAAAUGAUUCAACACCUCAUGUGGCAAUAAAUAACGAAAUCCUUACUGAGCUGUACACCGAUGGAUGCGCCGAUUCCGGCAACAUCAUCGGUCGGCUGGAGCAUGUCCAGGCUGUGCUGACCAUUCAAGCCGCCCGGCGCGGCAACAUCCGCGUCACCCUCACCUCGCCCAUGAACACGACGAGUAUUCUCCUUCCGCGCCGCUCCUUGGACGCUAGUCGUGCCGGCUUCACCAACUGGGCCUUCACCAGCGUCCAGUUGUGGGAUGAGGAUCCGCGCGGGACAUGGCGACUGCACAUUGAAUACCUCAACGAUCUGACGAUCCGCUACGGGCAGUUUGGAUCGUCCAUCGCCGCGGUGCCUACGGUGCUCAAAUCUUUCACACUGGUCCUCUACGGCACAGAGAAGCCGUACAUCGUCAGUCGCCAGAGUGUCCCGGCUCCGGGAGAUGCUUUUGAUACGCAUCAGCGUUGGACGAAAGAACUAGUCAUGGCGGAACAUUCCAGUGUGGGAGCGGUAGCAAGGGUGGGGUUUUCUUGGUUACUUUCUGUGAUAUUAGGGCUCUUUCUUAUACUAAAGAGUCUAUGAUACAUUGACUGCAGGUUUUUGUAAUGGUUAUUUUGCGUGCUGUAGAUAGUUUUGUUCGUUUGAUCUCUUUUGAGUAUUUUAAUAUUUUCAACAGCGUUAACGUUGAUGUCUUCAAGAAUAGAGCCGUUUGAUUUUUUGGCUAGAACCGAUAAUGUUAUGCCGGAAACUGGUAUUACUGGUCUCGUGGAUGUUCCCCACGAAUUAAUUAAAAGAAUAUUUAUAUAA